Molecule: messenger RNA, 987 nt
Organism: Aspergillus fischeri NRRL 181
Lineage: Eukaryota; Fungi; Ascomycota; Eurotiomycetes; Eurotiales; Aspergillaceae
Product: ADP-ribosylglycohydrolase family protein
Exons: 3
Coding region: 1-987 (328 amino acids)
Source: RefSeq, a predicted model, not a curated record
AUGGAAACUCCGACAGUACAGUCUAGGAUCAAAGGAUCCAUCUUUGGUGUGGCAGUUGUUGAUGCCCUCGGUGGGCCGGUAGAAUUCCAACCACGGGGCAGCUUCAUUCCAGUAACCCACUUCAUGCACAAUGAUACCUUCGAUGUUCCACCUGGCACAUGGACUGACGACACAUCCAUGACCCUAUGUCUUGCUCACUCCCUCAUUGCCUCAAAUGGCAAUUUCAUCCCCCAGGCUGCAAUCCGCAACUAUAUCAAGUGGCAUGAGAAUGGCUACUUAUCAGCUACUGAUGAAUGCUUUGAUAUCGGGUCCGGAACCAGACAAGCGUUGACGAUAUGGAGACACUACUUUGAGAGAUCGCCUCACAUUCGCGAAAAUGACCCGAAUGGCCACGAGGGCGGACAGCCUGAAAUCGACAGAGCCUUGAAGCGCGAAAUGUUUUGUGGAAACGGGUCCCUUAUGCGCGUUGCACCCAUUGGACUGGUGUAUUUCCGGGACAUGGAUAGAGCAUUGUCCAACGCUGCGCUUUCCUCAAAUGCCACUCAUCCUUACCCCACGUGCGCCGAGUGCUGCCAGAUCUACACCAGGCUCGUUGUGCGCGCUAUGAAUGGCUCUAGCAAGGAAGAUCUUGCAAAAGAGUUCGCUAGGACUGAUUUCACAGAUGUUAAGGUGAGGCAGCGGCUUGAUCGUUAUUUAGGUCUCACCGAUUGGGAAAACACGGAUGAAGAUUAUAUCAAAUCGUCGGGAUACGUUCUUUCCACGCUCGAGGCUGCUCUGUGGGCUUUCUUUACUACAAGCACCUUUAAAAGCGGAGCUGUCAAGGUCGUCAACCUGGGCGAUGAUGCCGAUACUGUGGGGGCGGUAUAUGGAGGGCUGGCAGGAUCAUAUUACGGAAUCGAAGAGAUACCAGCUGAGUGGAUUGCGGGCCUACAGAAGAAAGAUGUUGUUGAAGACAUCGCAUCAGGGCUCUGUUCUCUUACUGAGUGA